AUGAAAAGAAAUUCUAUUAUAAAUCAUCUCGACAAUGAGAAAUAUGUCCCUAUAAAAAAGACAUCAGGAAUGAGAGAAUUUUUCAAAACAUUAAAGCUAAAAGAAGUAGCAAGAAAAUUUAAAAUGUUGGCUCCUUCUACUAGGUAUAAAUAUAUGAAAGAUUAGCAUUUUUUAUUGAUAAACGACAAAUCCUUGAUAUUUAAAUAAAUUCAGAAUAAUAAGGAUAGGAAAGUUGAAGACAUAUUUUAGUCUAGCAACACCAUCGCUAACUAAGGAGAACAAGAAAAGAGUAAAUAAAAUACUUUAAUAAGAAUUCUGAGCAAUCUACUUGAAUACGCUCCUGUUAUUCCCUCAUCUCACAUUAUCAAAGAUGUGUGGGAUAUAUUUUAAAUUAUAUCCUACUUGACACUCUUUUACUUUAUUCCUAUUCAUGUGACUUUUCAAAUAGAGUUUAUUAACUUGAUGCCAAAUUACCUUAUAUACUUCUUAGCUAUCAUAAUUUUAUUGGACAUUCUAAUCAAUUUGAAUACAGCAUUUUUUGAUAAAGGUGUAGAAGUUAAAGAUAGAUUACUCAUUAUGAAAUAUUAUUAUAAAAAUCACUUAUUUAAGGAUUUAAUAUCAAUAGUUCCUUUUUUUGUUUACUCUCUAUCUUAUCAUUUUUUUUCAGAAUAUAAAAACUAUUUUCCUAGUUCAAUCUUGCUUCUUUUCUUUAUCAGGUUGCAGAAAUUCUAAAUAAUUAUGCAUAGAUUUGAAGAAAACUUUCAUAUGAUAAGAUCAACAAGAAACAUUAUCAAUCUAUUUAAGGUGGUAUUGAACAUCAUUUUUGUUUCUCACAUUUUCUCUUGCAUUUGGAUUGUCAUGGCAAUCUAAGAAAAAAAGACAUAUCCAGAUUCAAUCACUUGGCUAGAAGCUGCUAAAGUGUAGAAUUAAGAUUGGUUGCAUUAAUAUUUGUAUGCCUACUACUUUUCCACUGUUACCAUGAUUACAGUAGGGUAUGGAGACAUAGUUCCUAAAACACCACCAGAGCUUAUAUUAUGUAUUAUUACUAUGAUUAUAGCUUGUGGACAAUUCGGUUAUAGUUUGAACUAAAUUGGUGUUAUAGUUUAGGAUGUGUUCAAAACAGAAACAGAAAUAAAAGAAAAUAUAUAUGUAAUAACGAAUUACAUGAAUAUGAAAAACAUUAACUCCGACUUAUAAUACUAAAUUAGACAAUAUGUUGAAUAUUACUUAAAAGAAUAAAGUUAAAAUAAUUCAUAAAUGGAAACUUAAAUUAUCAACCAAUUGUCUGAUUUUCUUAGAGAAUCCUUAAAGUUUGAAGCAAAUAAGCUAGUUACAAACUCCCCGCUUUUCAGUAAUCAUUUUUCAUAAGAGUUCAUACAAAAAGUGGUACCGCUAAUUAAGGAAAAAAGGUCAACUCCUGAAGAGCUGAUCUACUAAGAAAAUGAAUUAGAUGAUUGUUGCAUUUAUUUCAUAGAAAAAGGAAGCAUUGAUGAAAUUAUAGAUAUGGCUGAUUAAAAGUAUUAGUAAGGUAGAGCUACAUCAAAAAUAAAAGUAAUUAGGUCCUAUGAAGAUGGUGAACACUUUGGAGAAUUGAAUUUCUUUACUGGGUUUAAUAGAAAGAUCACAGCAAGAAGUCGUGAUUUUGCAAAAUUGCUUUAUAUUAGGAGAGAAGACUUCCUAAAUUUAUUGAAAGAUCAUAAGGAAGACUAUGAAACAUUUUGCUAUAUCAAAGAUAAAUUAACUUUUUACAACGAAUUAGAAAUUAUUCAAAAAAAGUGUCCAUCUUGCUUUGCAUAUCAUUUUCUAGAGAAUUGUUAAUGGAUUCAUUAUUCGCCUGACAAAUAAAAGAUCAUUUGUAGGUAUCUUACUUCAUCUCCUUAAAUGAGGAAAAGAGAAUUUAGAAGGAGAAGAAAAUUUAAAUAUCAAACCUUGCUUUAACAUAAUUUUGCUAAAAAGAAGGCACUCCAAUACUUUGAAAACUAAAAUUAAGGAUUAUUAGAACUUGACUGGUAUUAUGAUUUGAUGAACUAAAGUGAUUUAACAAUUGAUUCGGAUGAUAAUAACCAUAUGAAAUUGAACUAAAGCAAUUGUUUUGAAAACCCUUAAAAUGAAGAUAUUUCAAUAUUAAAUUAACCAAGGAGAUAAUAAAGCUAAAAUAAAGAUUUUAAAUUAGUAAUUAAUCAUUCUCAUUCAUAUGAUUAUGAAGAUGAUGAUAAUGAUGAAGUCGGAAAGGAAUUUGGAAAUACCCAAAGUAUCUCACAAAAGUUUCAGAAUUAAAAGAUGUAUAAUUCAAAUAGCAAAAAUAAUGUAAGCUCUGAUAAGUUUAAAUUUGGUCUUUCAAUCAUUCAAAGUCAAUAAGAAUUUAGCAAAAGUCAAAUCAGUGAUUUCAAAGCAAGUUUAAAGCCAAGUGGCUAUAAUAAAGGAGAAUUAAAUAAUUUAUAGCAAAAUAACGAAAAUUCCUUUAAAAUAUAAGAAUCUGUGCAUAAUUUUUAUGAGAAAAAUAAUAAUAAUAAUAAUAUUUCACCAUUUAAUAGCCCUAUAUCAAAAUUUAAUGGAAAUAAUAACAACAAUUAAUAAACAAAUUUCUAGCAAAACCUAGAAAAUGCACUGUUUGAGUAUUUGCAAUAAAAAAAGAAUUCAAUUAAACCUUAAGUGAAUAGUCCUCUCUCCAUUUUUAAGCUUUUUAAUAAAGAUUAGAAUUAAGAAUAAAAUAAUAAUUUUUCCACUUAACUGUAGAAUUUAGUGAGUGCAGGAGUGAACUUAGAUUUUAAUAAUAAUAAAGAUGAAUCUAAAGACACUAUUAUAGAUGAUAAGAGAUUUGAUGUAUUAGCACAUUUUAAUUACUACUUCCCACAUGGAAACUUCUAAAAUAUCAUGUAUCAAUUAGAAAAGGUGGAUGAAUAUCAUAUUUCUCCAUCCCUAAGGCCUCAACUUUUGUAUUAAGAUAAUAUUACUGACUAUAUUAAUUCCUAAAGAGAUUAAAAUAGUAGCAGAUACCAGUCUAUAUUGAUCAAAGGAAAUAGUGAAGAUUUUUCUAAAAGAUAAACAAUUUGCAACAUAUCUCCUCCCUAGAGAAGAAAAAAUGUACUUCAUACAAGAUUUUUAAAAAGAGGGUCUGAAAUUUUAAAAUAAAAUCUUACGAGAACAAAAAUUUUAGGUAAUUCUAAAAUAGAAAAUUUAAUUAAAAAAUUCUAAGAUUAAGAAACUAGCAACUAAGAUAAUCAAGACUAAAUGCAACAAUCAGUAGAUAUUUAAAACCAAAAAAUAAUAAGAAGACAAAGAUAAAUUAUGACCAAAAUGACUUUAGUCAACAUCCCUAAAUUUAAAAAAUUCUCAAAUUAGGAUUUUUAUUAGAAUUUAAAUUCUCCUGGAUUCAACUCAAACUUAGUUAGCAAAAAGAAAAUAGAUUCAAAGAUAGGUUCUUUGGAAAGUUCAAGCUUUGAUCCUGUCUUAGCAAAUGGUUCAUCGAGAAAUUAUAAUUUAUCAAUUUAAUCUCAACAAAAUGAAGAAGAUUAAUUCAUUUCUCCUAAAUUCUAAAAAUUAGUUACUCCCUCUAGAUCACCUGUAUCCCUUAAAAAUGGUGUUAGCUUAUUCUCUAAAUUUAGCCUAGAUAAUAUAUAAGAAGAUAAAACAUUCCAUAUGCAGAGCACAUUAAAGAAAUCUUAAUUUAAAUCUGAAGCAAAUGAUUGA
Molecule: messenger RNA, 3690 nt
Organism: Tetrahymena thermophila SB210
Lineage: Eukaryota; Ciliophora; Oligohymenophorea; Hymenostomatida; Tetrahymenidae
Product: cation channel family protein
Exons: 6
Biological process (GO): transmembrane transport; monoatomic ion transport
Cellular component (GO): membrane
Molecular function (GO): monoatomic ion channel activity
Source: RefSeq, a predicted model, not a curated record